Rhizophagus irregularis DAOM 181602=DAOM 197198 is the source of this 1416-nucleotide messenger RNA. RefSeq lists its product as uncharacterized. NCBI's taxonomy places the organism in Eukaryota, Fungi, Glomeromycota, Glomeromycetes, Glomerales, Glomeraceae. The record is from RefSeq and is a predicted model, not a curated record. Gene Ontology annotation, cellular component: cytoplasm. Gene Ontology annotation, molecular function: protein binding.
AUGCAAAGUAUAUUAUUUGCGGAAUAUACCAAGAUUCUUGAAACUGGUGAACUUUCUGAUAUAGAAAUUACGGUCGGAAAGGAACCAAACACCAAAACCUAUCGUUUACAUUCUUUUAUAUUAAAAGUUUGUUCUCCUUAUUUUCGUGAAUUAUUAUCAAAGAAACAGCCGAUAAAAAUUGAAAAUGGUAUUAAAAUCGCAAAUAAAAAUAUUUCUGCGAAAGCAUUUGAAAUUCUUAUUAAGUAUAUAUAUAGCGACAAACUUAAACUUGAAAAUAAUGGGUUUAAAAUAAAUGUUGAACUUUUAGUCGCAGCUAAUGAACUGCAUCUUAAUGAAUUAUGUUCUUUCAUUGAAACACAUCUACUUAUGAACGAGGGAUUAUUAAAACAAAAUUUUGUUCUUAUUCAGACUGUUGCAGAUCGCCACAAAUUUACGAAACUGUCAAAAUACUAUAAGAACGCUUAUCAGCAAGACCCUUCAUUAUUUUUAAAAGCAAAUGAUUUUACCGAUAUCAGUGAAGGAUUUCUUCUUCGUAUUCUUACUAAAGACAAUCUCUCUUUAAAACCAAUUGAAGUUUGGAAUAAAAUUAUAGAAUGGGCAAUUGCUCGAUCUAAUGAAUUACCAUCGGAAAUUACAAAGUGGACUACUGAUAACGUGAAAACAUGUGGAACUUUAAUUAAACAAUUUAUUCCGUAUAUUAAAUUUGAAGAAAUUCCUGCUUAUGAGUUCUUUCAAAAAAUCAGACCCCUCAAAGAUAGUUUUGAUAAUAACACUUAUACCAAAAUUCUAGAAAAUUAUGUUUAUAAUACUGUAAAUAUAAAUUCUAAGAUUCUCGAUUAUGAAUUAGCUUGUAUAUUAACUAAAUAUAUUAAAUAUUAUAUUGAGAAUCGUAAUUUUGCUGAUUUUUUUGUAUCCAACGUAAAUUUCUAUAAGUUAAAAUUGCUUGUUCGUGGAAGCGAUAAUGGAUUUGAUCGUAGAAAUUUCCACGAACGUUGUGAUAACAAAGGACCAACUAUUACUAUUGCAAAAGUUAAAGAUACUAAUGAAAUUCUUGGAGGUUAUAACCCAUGCGAUUGGAAAUAUGGAUGUUAUGGUAAUAAAAUUAGAGGAAGUUUGAUUUUUUCUUUAAGUAAAGUCAACCCUAGUACUUUUGGCGAGGUUGAUGACUCUUCACUUCUAUCAACCUGCACGGUAGAACCAUUGCGUGCCAAUUUUGUAGAUUUUAGUACAAUCAGAAGUCUGUUGAAAGAUGUGAAUAGUGGGCCUGAAUUUGGAUCAGAUUUAAAAUUACUACUUAAUAAUACUAACAGAGGUCAAUAUUGCAAGAAUAAUUAUUCAGAAAAAAUAAGACAAAUCGAAGCUGAAUUUGAAAUAGAAGAAUAUGAAGUUUUCCAAAUUACUAAGAAUUCUAACUAA